Macrosteles quadrilineatus (aster leafhopper) is the source of this 4886-nucleotide messenger RNA. Its product is annotated as protein Star-like. The record is from RefSeq and is a predicted model, not a curated record. Bases 235 to 1092 code for a protein of 285 amino acids. The transcript has 6 exons. Lineage: Eukaryota; Metazoa; Arthropoda; Insecta; Hemiptera; Cicadellidae.
GCUACUUCUAUCUGCUUCUGCUAGAACUAGAACGCUAGAAUGCUAAAAUGCUAGUCUUGUGCCAUUAUUGUUUGACGAUGUACUGAUGAAGAUGUGUGCUAUUUAAUAUUGUAGGUGAUGAAAGCACGAACAGUUUUUUCCAAUUUAUAGGUUAUUUGGAAAAGUCCCACCUUUCUGAUUAAUGGAUUAACUUCUGGUUUCGUCAUAUAAUCAGAGGUAUAUAAUGCUACAAGAAUGGCAGCGAAGAGAAUCUCAGCCCAAAAAUUUCUGCCACUCUGUGUCUUUUUUGCCACGUUCACAAUUGUUAUGACAAUACUAGUUUGCUCGACUGACAUGAGAUCUCGAAGAUAUCACCGGAUGCUCAAUUUAAGUCUUGAAGCUGAUUUUCAAAAUGUAGCCCAAGAAGAUCCGCAGUUAAUAUCAUUUAUAAGAGAAAAGCACCUUCGACCUCCUCCGAAGAGUCAUGGUAAACGUGUGAAUGUUGAUGUGGAAGCGAUUCCUGAACUUGGGGAACUUUUCAGCUGGAAGAAAGGUGGAGUAUUUGUAGAAGGUGGAGCGUACCGACACAACAGCACAUCUGAAACGGAGUGGUUGGAGCGCACGCUACACUGGAGGGGGUUAUUGAUACAACCAGACCCCCAGGACUUCCGAUUGUUGUUGUCGCGCAACCGCACACGUUCGUACGCAGCCAACGUUUGUCUUAGUCCUACACCCAACCCUAAACAGGUGUCUUUCCGAGAAGUUGCCAAGAAUAUUUCCGAGAGUCAGUUGACCAAAGUACACUGUUUCCCUCUCUACUCCUUGUUGUUGGCCUAUAAUGCCACAACUGUAGACUUUCUUAGUCUGAAAGCUGAGAAAGCUGAACUGCAGGUAUUGAAAACAUUGCCAUUCUCACGAGUACGUAUCAAAGUGAUCAGUGUGCUGAAUCCACCUGAUGACCGACAGUACGGCAACGCUCUUCUCGUAAGACUCAUGCGGCUGCUGAGCGUUCACGGCUACAAACUGCAUCGUUACGCUUCCAUCAACAACCGCUGGGUGUUUGUUUGUGCUCGUGGCUAUUCCGGCUGUUCAGCUCUACGCGUAAACCAGUGAUCUUAACGAAUCCGAUUGAGUUUGGACGAGUAGAGUCAGGAUUGAUCCCACAGCUGAUUAACCUAAAGCUGUAAACCUCGGUAUGAUAACUCAUAUGGUUAACCAAUGUCCAUAAAUAAAAGGUUUAGAUAUUCACGUAAUAAUCUCAUGACCAUAAAAUAUACAAGUUUUAAUUGUAAUAAACCAAUAAUAGUAAAAACAUUUUCCCUUUGGAUGCCUUUAUUACGGUCAACUAUAAAUGCAAGAUGUACUUUCGGAUAUCCAUUAUAUAGAAUAGUGCUCUAUUCUACGUAUGGUUUAUUGACCAACUUGUUGUAUAUAGACUUAGGUACCGCUUCUCUAUUCUUAAACAGUGAUACUACUUAUAAGCUUGUUUAUUAUUCAACAAAACUGUCUCACAUUGCAAUACCGUUUCUAAGUUAUAAGGUGUUUGGUUCCAGGUUCAGGACACUUUGGAAGUAAAGAUUUGCAUUAAGAGGAGUUUUAUAUUUUAUUUGUUGACAAAUUUGCACCUAAAAUAUAAAGUUUUUUACUAAUUUGUUAUACUCUUGAUUUUCAGAAGUAGUUGAUGCACAGUAACAGUACAUUUCAAAACUCAUGCGGUUGAGGACAAGCAACCAUCUCCUCCACUUAACUCUAAAUAUAAAACAACAGACAGCAGCUGAUAUCUAAAGUAUAGGCCUACUAGCAAAUUACAAAAUACAUCAGUUACAAAAGGCAAAUUACAAAGGGAAAAACGUCAGUUGUAACUAUGUAAAUUGAGCAGAUAUAUUACACUGAAGAUUACUCAAUAUAGGGGUAAAAUAGAGCGAGUGUUUCACUCUUAUUUAAGGGUAGAUUUUACAAUUUUAAUGCACUCUUUUUUAUAGUUAACAACUGUAUUCAGUUGUAUUAGUAUUAGCGUUAAUUGUAUUACAAUAAUCUUUUUAGUAAACAGUAUACGCUUGAACCGGACUUAACUGCACUCAGCUAAUCAAUCAUGCAAGAGUAUUUUCAUUUUAGAGAGUAUGCUUAUCCUGAAGUUUUUCCUUUAUAUUGCUUUUCUUUUACAAUUGAAAUAAACUAUACCGAGCCAUGACUCGGUUCUCCAGUACUAAUUAAUAAUUUAAAAUUCCAUAAGUUGCCUUAGACUGCAUACUUAGCGGGAACGUACAUUCUCUUUCACAUUGUUUUUUCAACACUUUUGACGAGACUAAUCGGUCCCUUGGGAAGAAGCAGAUAGAAUUGUAGUUGAGGAGUAGGGUACAUAAUAAUGAGUCUCAGAUUCCAAUUGCUAUCUUAUAGCUGUGACAGGAGCUUGAAAAAAAACCUUAAUAAGUUUUAACAAACCCUUGGGUUUGUCGAGUUUUAUUAAAAUCAUUGGCAUGAUUCAACAUGUUAUGAAAUACAUCAAGUUUUGCGAGUCGGGCUCUUGGUAAUUUGAAAGAUCUGUUAUGUCCACUUUAUUUAUUAUUAAAAAAAGACAAGUUUUAAUACUCUACCCUAAAAUAUUACUGAUUUGAUUACUCUAUGUUUUAGGUUUCAUUACAGACUUCAUUACUUAAGUAGAAAAUUAAAUUUGGCGUUUAGUUUUUUUUUUUAGAUGUUUAGCAGUUGCUUACUAUAAGAAAGUUGAAACUUUCGAUUGAAGACUGAUUCAAAAUAUGUUUCUGUGUUUGUCUAUGCCGAAGUACUGUACUUUAAAGUACAGUACUACUUUUGGCUUUUUUAUUUAUUGAAAAAGAUAAUAAUUAUCUUAGUCUUUUGUUGUAUUUAUUGUUGUAUUUUUAAAGUAUCUGUAUUUUCUAUUUUUUUCAUCACAGUGUUGUGUUAUUUUUCCCAACCAUUUUAGCAGCUAUUCAUAUAGAUGAUGGAUGAGAGGGGGUGGAUUCAUGUUGGCCUACACAUAGAUAUUACCAUAGAAAAAAAAAAUUAAAUAUAGACUGUCAGCCGUGCUGCAGUUACCAUAGGUUCUGGCGCACACCGCUUGGAGUGCCGCGUAGUUACUGCGUACGCGCUAUGUAACUACACGACACUCCCAGAACCCACGGUAACCGCAGCACGACUGAAAGUCUAUAUUUCUUGUUUUUGUCUAUGAUAUUACUUGCACAUUCUUGGCAUUUGGGAAGGAUUUCUAGUCCUUAAUCUUUUGUAAUUCAUUCACCAAUAUUUUUUUUUAUGGCUGAUGCAUAUCAACGCGAAGAUUGCAGGCUGAAUAUAAUAUAUUGUUUAAUAACUAUUCAUUAUUUAAUAAUAUAUUUUAAUAAUUAUAAUAAUUUAAUUUAAAAUAAUUUUUUGGUCAUUUGAGAGGAAAACUGUUCAAAAUGAAUUAAUAAGAAAAUAGAGUUACAGUAUGAUACAAAUCUGUUAAAAUCCCAGAUUUUCAUUACCCUGACAAUUGUUAGAGAUUUUUAUUUAUAAAUCUUAAGUCAUAAUCUUAAAGUAUAAUUCUUAAGUCAUACUGUGUGUGUUAUUAACUAGUCCAAAGGUACUCUCUCAAGUGUAAAGGACACUUUUUCUUAUUCCUAAAUUUAGGAAGAAAAUCAAUAAAUCCUAUCUGGAACUAAACCUCUCCAUCCCUAACAUAAAGUGAUAAAAAAUUGUAUAUCAUGAAAAUGUAUUAUAGUUUUGAGUAGUAUCUGUAAAUAAUCAAAAUACUUGAGUUAACUUACCAAAGGCUUAGGAUCAAAAACACAUGACUGUUUCUUAGUUGUAGAGAUUUAUUUACUACGGUUGUGUAACUUUACGUUUAUAGCUUUAUGUUGGUAUUAUCAGUUAAGUGAUGCAGGUUUUUUAGGUGUGAUAGUUGUAUGUUAAUGUUAUUACAUUAGUUUUCAUUCAUAAGUGCAUUUAUGUUUAUAUGUUUUCAGCCAACAAAAGUUUUUGUUUGUAACAUUGUACCGAGAGAGCUUAAGUGCUGUGCACUAUGUUUAACACUGUUAUAAUCUAGCACCCUUUUAAUUUUUCAUGACAAUAUUUAAUGGAUGGAUUCAUGACCAAAGACUUAAUCUCACAUUAUCUCUUUUAAAAAGUCCAUAUCCACUCUAAAGGCUGGCCACGCACUGUAUUCAACUGACACAAUAAGAUUAUUUUGGCUUAUGCCUUAUAUUUUCUGUUCUGACAUGUUUGGUCCAAUAAGAAUGUUAAAAAUUCCAAAACUCUCAUUGGGGUUAGCUGUAUCAUCAGAAGGGAUUUCUGACAGCUUGGUUGCUUUUGUCGGAGACAAAAUAUUUGGUUUCAUUAUCAACAAAUGCAAGAAAUGUUGUAAAAAUGUAUUUAAUUAUUUCCGAUCUUGGCCAGUUUUGUGUGCGACAAGCCUGAGGAAAACUAUUUUUAAGCACAUUGGUGUCAUUUUCAAGGCACGCUGAGUUCCUAGAACGCCCUUUACUAUUGGAAGUAAAAUUAUAAGCUUUAAUUAUUAUAAGCGUAGAAUUAUUGUAACAUAUCUAGAUCUAAUGAGAUUAAUGUUAAGGUAACGGUGCUUUCACAUUGUAGUAAGCAAAAUUUUCUCUAGUAUAUUAAUCUUUUACUACUAAGGGAAAAGUAAAAUUCUUUUGAGCAUAUAGCCUUAAUGUAACCUAGCGUAGCACUAGAAUUGGGUAGUUUGAAUUUGAAAACAGUCCAUAGUUUACCCUAUAAAUUUCCAGAUUUCUAACUGUAACUAAUAAAAAUGAUCAACACUUACUUAAAUACAUCAACAUUCAAGUUAUGUAUUCUGUAUUUGAUUUUUUAUCCAUGUUGUGUUUCAGUAUUAAAAAUAAGAUUCAAUAUUUCAUUUAUUGGUUGUGUAAAACAAUAAAAUACUGUCAACAUGG